GGGCACGGGCGCAGCACGAAGUCGUCAUAGGAGCUAUGAACAUCUCCAGGCGAACUCUCAAAGGGAGUAAUGAAGGCUUUGUUGUUAUGAGUGUUCGCGCGACGGUCAGCGGCCCUCGAGCCUAACGGGACGACAAGUUCCGCCUGCGAGCGGGAGUGCGAACCCAUCGACCAUCAAACCGUCCUCGCACCCGUGCUUCAGUAUACUCGUUUACCUGCUUGAACCCUUCGAGCUGCUAGGGGUACACUAGGGACUCUAACUGCUGCAGCGCGCAGCACUAAAAGCAGCGACUUCCAGCAGCGACUUUGAGCGAUAUUUCAUGACUUGAAGUGUUUCACAGAAGAACGUUUCUUAGCCUUGUUUCUGAGCACAGUAGGGUCUUUGAUGGAGGGACUCUGAGACGCUGGACCGGCCCGCUCGCUUGGAUGGGCGUGCUUGCAAGGACUUGGGGUCCCAAGUAAACAGCUGCUUGCUUAUACGAGCUCCGCUAUGGAAAUUGGAAGCAGCUGCGGAGGCAUUGUUGGAUAGGAGCGUCUUUCGUGCGCUGUUCCACAAGGCACCGGCCACAGAAUGCAGUGGCCCGCUUCCUCUCAUCAGUAAUCAUAAUGCACAGGGGCGCCGGGGCCAGGGCCGAGACAACAGUCACGCGUCGCAGCCAUUCGUAGUGCGGGGAUUCCUGCACAAAGGACAAUUUGAGUGAUGCUGGCCCAGUCACCGUGCGGUUAUGGUGCUGAUGGCUCAGCCGUGUCGCGCGACGCCUUCGUCACUGCUGCGUGUCCGCCGACUUCUGGCUGUCGCUGCCAUGGCGCGGACGAGGCGGACCCGCAGCGCGGUGCGCCACAGUCGCCGACUGCGCCCUACCUGUCAAUGCGGGCCUGGUCCUUCUUCAUGGGGGGCUCAGCAAUUCCUCUCUACGUCCCUGCGGACCUAUCGCAGCAGGCGUGCGGUCAGCGGCGACAGGUUUCCAUGAAGCUCCCGGACCUUGAGCCGGAGGAUCUGCCCAGCGACUUCCUGGAGUCUUUUGCAGCGCGGCUCACAGCCAGCAGCGGCGGGCAGAUGACGAUUGCGUCUGCAGCUGCGCGGCGCGGCUGUGUCAUCAUCGUCCUGGACGUGAUCGGGCCCUGGCAGCCGCAGGCCACGCUGGCCGCUGUUGCCUCCGCCGCCGGCACUGCGGCGCCGGCGGACGCGAGCGGGAUGGGUGCCUCAGCCGUGCACGUGCUACCGCCGCCGCUGGCUGCACUGCUUGCGGCGUUGCCAGUACAGCGGCAACUGGGCAUGCGUGUGGUGUUCCGGCAGCCCGCUGCAACCGCUGCUGCGGCCGGGGCAACGGAACCAGCCUCAGGGCCGGAGGCGGCCGGCGCGGCAGCGCAGGAGCGGGCUCAGCGCGAGGCAGGCGUGGUGGUGGAGUGGGCCGGGCCUGAGCACGGAUGGCGCAUGCUGCCCAGUGCCGCCGUGCCUGCGCUGUCGGCUGGUGAGUAUGGGCACAGCGAAAUGGCAUCCUCAGGCACGGAUGCUGGAGAGCAGAGUCUACCAGCAGAGCGGCAUGUGGGCGGUAGCGACCAGGAAGCCGGGCAGUGGACUUCAUUGGAAGGCUCGCUCUCCCUGCGGUCAGGUCUACCGCAGCGAUCUGGGCUUGCCGAGCCGUCAGCGUCUUCGGCAGCCAACACGCGACUUGGCGUUCCACCCGCUGCGAGCGCUCACCAACAACGCCCACGGCCACCGUCACAGUAUUCCCACGCGGUACAGCAGCAACGGCUGGCGCGUGACCUGCCAUCCUCCCGCAUGAUCCUGGCAUCCGGCGGUCAUUCGGCGGCCAGCGCAGCCGCAACAGUGGCUGCAGCGACUGGCAGCGGACGGCUUAGUGGCAGCAGCUGCCACCUCACGGGAGCACGGGUAGCUGCUACCAGCACAGCCGGCGCAGCCAGACCAGGAGCGUCGCCGUCGUCGCCAUCGAGCGAUGAGCACCGUGCGAGCAGCAGCCUUCCUGCGCACAUCCUCUGCAGCCUUCGCAGCGCGCACGGUAGCGCGGCCGACCUCAGGAGCAAGGAAAGCGAGGCUGGCGGUAUGGGCGGGCGCUGGCAGCUGCAGGCUGAUCUUGGUCCCGCCGAUGGCAUGGAUUCAAUGCCGGCAGGCCGUGUCUUGUCCGCCGGAGGCUCCGUCGGCGUGGCGCCUGGGGGACAGCUCUCGACCCAGCAACGGGCGCGCAGCUUCGGCGGAUCAGGAGCUGCCGCGGUGCUCGGUGGAGGUGUGCACGGCGGUGCACACGUGCGCGGCAGCGGCGCAGCCAGCCACGUGCCCAGCGGCGGCGCUGCCUCCUUGAGCAGCGAUGGCGGUGUCGUUGCAAGCACGGGUGGCACGCACAGGCAGCUGGUGCAGAGACUGAAACAGUCACGAGGCGUCCCUCCAAUGGGCGCUACGGCAGCAGGUAGCGUGGAUUCUGGCAGCGGCAGCGGGGGCAGCACGGCAGCUACGGCUGUUGCAACUGCGGCAGCUGCAGCUGCCGCGGCGGGGGCUGCCAGCAUUUUGCGCCGGCGCGCACGGAGUGCGAGCGUCCCGUAUGGGCACCCCAACGGCGUUCGCGCACUGCUGGAGACGCACCACGAGCACGGUGAGGAGCUGCCGUCACCGCCCCUGCGCAAGCGCGCCGACACGCCGGGCCCGCAGUCCGGGCCCGCAGGGUCUGGCCAGGCCCCGGCGUCAGCUAACAGCGCGAAUGAGGCCCGCGGCAGCGGCGCCGGAGCCAGCCACCUCGGCGCGCGCACCAGCUACGGCAUCAAUGAAUAUGACAUGACGACCAGCGACACAGCCAUCCGUGAUGUCACGCGCUCAGCAACCCCGCGGCCGCCGCAACACGUGGCGAGGACGACGGCUGCGGUCGCGCCUGCUGUCGUGUCGCGGGCGUUAGGCUCGCGGUCAGGGGCUGCGCCACUUGGCGCAGCUCAAGACCAGGGCGGCUGGGCGGCUUGGGGACGCACCGUAAGCGGUGGGGUAAUUGAAGGCACGCAUGUCCCAAUCGCCCUGCGUUGGGGCCAUGCGGCACCAGCCGCAGCAACAGCAGAGGGUUACAGUGGGUUUGGGGGCCAGGGCGGCGCGCUGGCGGCCUCGACGGCAAUGGUCCAGGACGCGACAGUGCGUGCGACGUACGCCCGGACUGGGUCCUUCAUGCGGCCGGGGGCGUUGGCGGCGGCUGUAGGGCCUGCUGCCGAUGCUGCGGGCAUGUCGACAGCAGCGGGUGCCGGCAGCGCCUUCUCUUCCGGCCUUCACGCGGGCCCGAAUUUCCUGGGCCCGACGCAAAGCCAGGGCCACAACCAGAGCCGGCAUACGAUUGCUCUGCGGCAGCUGCAGUCCUACCGCCCCGGGUCAUCCAUGGCUAGCCGCGUGGAGUGGGGCGCGGUGAACACAGACCUGGACCUGCUGUGGAGCUCGCCGCGACCCUGGGCGGUGACCGCGGCCGCGGCAACAGGCCCUCGCCGCGGGCCGCUGCAGCCAGCCUCGGGCGCUGGCGGCCAGCAACUGACGCCCUACUUGUCUUCCGGGUCGGCGGUUGCUGCCAUGGCUGCAGCCACUGCUCUAGUGGCUAGUGGCCAGGGCUCACAGCAGCAGCGGCAGCGCUCCGCAGCGCGGCACCUGCCGGUGACCGCGGCGGCUGGCGCGGCGGCGGCGGCGGCAGCGCAGGAGCUCUCAUCCACUGGCCUACUGAGCAACUUGCCACCGCAGGCCCUCGACACAGGCUUCACCGAGGCUUGUGCUUGGCUGAUGCAGACGCAGCGGCAGCCGCCGCUGCAGCCGCCGCUGUCGCACUCGCAGCCACAGGCGGCACAGAGGUCGGAGCUCCAGGAGCUGCAGCAGAGCUUAAAGGCGCUGCCGCAGCCGCAGCCGCGCCAGACGUCGCCGGGCCAACAGAAACAACAGCAGCGGCAGGCGCGCUCACUGCGGCCGGAGCAGGCUGUGCGGCAGGCUCAGCGCAUGCGGCUGCUGUGGCGCGGCAGCAGCGGCGAGGCGCCGGCACGACUGCCCUCGGGCAACAGCGCCGGCUCCGACGAUGCCGACUUAUACAUGCUGGACGAAGCCCUGGCGUCCCUGGUGGCCGAGUAUCAACAUCCUCUUAGGGAUGACGCUACAGGUGCUGCUGUUGCCGACGGCGCGGCGACUGCUGCCGAGCCGGGUCGAGCCGCUGGAACGGCCUCGGCCGCGGCCGCCACGGCCGCGGAGCCCCGCCGGCAGCCGCCACCACGUGAUGUGCGCCCGCGGUUGCGGCUGCAAGAGGCGAGCGAGGGAGAGCCUGAGCUCGAGGCUCUGCUGCUGGGUGGGCCGCAGGAACCACACGACGCGGCUGAAGAGGAGGGCAGCGGCGGCAGCGACGUGAACGGAAGCGCCGGGCCGGUGCAGGCACCUGCAGCGGCACGGUCCGGCACCCGCGCGCCCGGCAUCGCGCCCACCAAGGCUGCGGCUGCCAGGGCCGGAUGGGCGGGCGGCGUGUCCAUCGCGGCUGUAGGUGCCGCUGCGUCAUCAGCAGCUGCGACGGCAGCUGCGGCAGGGCCUGCUACAGCCAGCUCGGGCAUCAACAGCGGCGGCACGGUCUCUGAUGGACCCACAUCCUCCGCAGUGGCGGUGGCGCCGCUCGGCUUUGCGGCGGCGGCGGCCGCGGCCGUCACCGCCUCGCAGUCCUCUGGCGGCCCGGGCACCGGCGCCGGCGCGCACGUGGACACGAGCAUGUCCAUCGCCGCCGCGGUGGGCGUGUCCGGCCUAAUGUCGCUGUCGCAGCCCGCCGCGCCCUUCCUCAAGGUCCGCCAGUCGCCCACGCCUGGCGCUGCGGACGCCACCUGUAGCGCCUCCACGGCUGCGCUUCUUGCUUCUGAUGCCAUGGACACUGCGGGCUCGAUGGAGGUCACGACGGAGGCCGCGGCGGAGGCCCUGGCAAACGGCAACGCCGGCGCCGCAACGCACGCGGCAACACAGCAGCGGCGACCACAGUCAGAUCGCGAAAGGAGCAUCUCUCCGCCGGUACAGGCGGUGCAGGCAGCCGAUGCGGCUGAUGUGGCUGCUGGCGCCGGGACCGGUGGAGGAGGGGAGGAGGCACCCGGCACUGCCAGGCUGGGUGGUGGCAGCGGCAGGCGGCCCGCCAGCGAGCCGCCGGGGGCGCACUUCCAGGGCCAGUUCCAGACGUACGGCGCCGCAUCCGCGUACUGUGACUCGUUCUGGGCGACCACCAUUCCGGAGGCCACGGGCGAGGGCAGCCAGGAGAGCGGCAGCGGCGACCACGACCAAGCGAACGCCCACCCGGCACCUGCUGUCGCCACGCAUGCGCCUGCCGCCGCCGCCGUCGCGGCUGCGGCAGCACAUGCCGAGCCGAGCGUCAAGGAAGCGUCUGCGGGCGGCUCGGCUGCUGCGGCGGCGGCUCUGGCGGCGCUCGGUACCAGGGGUACGUCCCAGGGAACGGCGGUGCGUGUCGGCGGCUGCAGCAGCAGUGCCCUCCGUGCGCUGUCCUCUGGCCUCGAUAACACAGGCGAGGAUGACGGGGAGGAGGACGAGGGCGGGCUGGUCGUGGUGGGUUUGGACACGGACGCGGGCAGUGAUGGCGAGGCGGGCGCUGAGACGGCAGAGCUGGGCGCGCUGCUGACACGCGUGUCGAGCGCCACCAUCCGCCGUGUGGCCCUGGAGGCGAUGGAGGGCAACUGGCUGGGAGGCCCGGAUGAUGCGGGGCCGGAGCUGGUGGGCGCGUGUCCAGUGGCCAUGGAAGAGGAUGGCGGUCCGGACAGGCAGGAAAGCAGGGACAGCCGCAGCGGGCGCUGGGGCACCAGCCGAAGCAGCUGGAGCGGCCGCGGCCCGCCGCCGCCCUCGGGGCACGUGACCAGCGCGGAGGGCAUGAGCGGCGGUCUGCCGGGCCGCGGCCGGGCGCCGGACCAGUCUAUGUUUGCGACGCUGCCGGACGCGACCGAGCCGCUGCAGCCUUCGCCGGCGCGGCCGGCCCAUCCAUCUCAGCGGCAGGAGCACCAACAGGAGACCCUGGCGCAGCCAAGCCACGGCCUCCGGGCAGCGCCGCGGCAGGCCUCGUACCAGCUCCGCCGUUCCGCUGCCGCCUACGGCGCCUUCGCCGACUCGACAGCAAUGGCAAACGCCGUCGCCGCCGCCACCGGCCUGGACUCCAUCGCCAUCUUCACUGACGCCGACCCUUGGGCCAGCUCGCUCUGGGACCGCAGCGCCGCCGCGGCGGCAGCGGCGGGCGCCGCCGGCGGCGCCGCCGGCGAGGCGGCCGUCGCCGCCGCCAUGAUGGUGAUGGGCCCGCCAACGCUGGAGCCGGCGGCGCUGGUGCCGCCGCCCACCCCUAUGUGCUGUGCCAGCUUUACUGUGCACGGGCUGCCGCCCACGUGGGCUGCCGCCCCGCCGCCGACGUCAGGGGCUGACAUCGGUGCUGGCGGCGGCGGCGCCGUCGCGGCCGGGCCGUCGGCGUGGCGGUGCAGCUCUGUGAUGUCGACGUUGAGCGUUGCUGCCAACGGCGGCGGCGCUGGCAGCUACUGGGGCAUGCUGACGACCUUCGUGUCGCCGCCUGGAGAUGAAGGUGCUGCCGCUGCCGCCAAUGGGGCCUCGCCCAGGUCAGGCGCUACAGGCGCCGGCGGCGGUGGUGGCAGUGGUGGCGGAGCCGACGGCAGCGGCGGAUUGCUGGUGGCGGUACGGUGUGCCGGCCGCUACCUGCCGGUGCAGUGGAACUGGCGUCACCAGCAGCAUGUAGGCGCCGCCGCUGCAGAGGCCGGCGCCAGCACGGGCGCGGGCGCGCUGGUCGCGGGCUCACCUGUCCUGGAGCUGAGCGUGUCGGGGCUGAUGGGCCAGGGCCUAUUGGUGGUGGAGGUCUGGUACGGGGGCGUGUACUACGCCUCGCUUCCCGCCGUGGUCACAUAUGAUCCCCGCCUGGUCGACGACCUGCUCGGCCGCGCCACCUCCGGGACCAGCAGCGCCAGCGGCGCCACACACACCUCCCACUCCCACCGCCACGCCCGCCGCCACCGGCACAGCGAGCGCCGGCCCGGUAGCGCUGCGCGGCAUCACCGCAGCUCCACGGUGCAGGCGGCAGCAGCAGGUUCAGCAGGAGCCACAGCAGCGGCAGUAGAGCAGGGCCGGAGCGGCGGCGGCGCGGGCGCGGCUCCCCGUGCCCCCGUGCCUGAUGAUGUCGUGUACGACCUGGGCAUAUGGUUGCAGUACGUCGCGAGUACGGCGCCGCUUUUCCGGCGCGAGGCCCUGGCCGUGGUCACCACCGCCGCCAUGGCCACCGCAGCCUCUGCGGCCCCCGCGGCGACGUUGGACGCGGUGGCGCCGGCGCCGGAGCUGGAUGUUGGUGCCGGCCUGUGGCGCCCCACGCUCGAUACGGCCUCAGCCGCGGAGGCGCGCGUGCCGCGCAGCAACUUCACCGCGCUUGCAGGCCGUGUACACCCCGCGGCGGGGAGCCCGACGCCAGAGGUGGUCCCGGCCCCAGCCCCAGCGCGGGGAGCGCCUCGGCGUGCGCUGAUGGACACGGCAGCCACCUUCCACCUCGGCGGCCCGCAGACCACCACGCAGCAGGCGCGCGGCGGCGGCGCGGCGGCGGGUGCGGCAGGCGCAGCCGGAGCAGCUGACACGCACAACCCCCCCGUGGCUGGGGCCAGCGGUGGCGGGCACGCGGCGCCGGCGUUCGCGGGUGCAGCCUCGCCGCUUGACGACGCGCGCCCAGGCUCCGACGCCUCGCUGCUGCCCAUGCCCAUGCAACUGCACGUGCAUCACGAUCACGAUCGGGAGCAGGAGCAGGACACCAUGCAGGAGCUGCAGCCCUCAGACGUACUGCGCUACACCACCGCGCCGCCGAGUGCGGGAGGCGGGCUCGAGCAAUGGCUGCCGCGCUCCGGCGACACGAUGGGCUCCUCCCAGAUAUUUUCCUCCUCCAGCGUCGCCGCCUUCGCCGCCAGGAGCCGCACAGUGCUGCCGCUCCCGUCGGCGCCGGUGCCAGCAGCAGCACUGCCCGAAGGCGCCUCCGCGGGCACCUCCACUGUUGUCGCGUCCGCAAACAAUGUCGCGAUGUUCAUCCCGGCUGACUUUGAGGCGGCGGAGGCCGCCGCCGCCGCAGCUGCAGCCUCCACGGAAGGCUCGACGUUCCGCUCCGACGGCACCGCCUUUUCGAACGUUGGCAUUCACUCGCAGCUUCAAAACAGCGCCUCCUCGGCCGCGGAUACCGCUGGCGGCACCGCCCGUGGCACGGCUACGGCAGCCCUGGCGGAGCUGGCACAGCCGCUUGCGGCCCUGGGGCCGUCCGGCGGCAGCGGGGCCGAAGACGAAGGUCGCGGGCUGGGUGACGCCGCCAUCACCGCCACCAGUGCCUCCAUGCUGGACUCGGCGCCGCCGUCGCGCCGUCGCAUCUGCCACGACAGCGCCGCCGACAUGACCGUCCCCAUCCUGCCCGGCUCAGUGGACAUGUCGGCUGCGGUGGCGACGCUUCAGCGAGGGCCGGCCUACGGGCAGCAGAUGCAGGAGUUGGCGGUAGGGCUGCUAGCCUGGCUGGUGUUCGCGGGCCGGCCCGUCGCCGCCGCGGUGGUGCUGCGCGGUCUCAUGGGCCACCGCGCCCUGCGCUUCACGGAGGUCUGCGAGGAGGUGCGCCGCCUGGGCUCCGGGGCCGCAGGCGCCGCCGCGCGCGGCGCCGGAGGCGGCGGCAUCCCGGGCCUUGGCACCGGCGGCGAGGGCGCGGCCGGCGGCGGCUUCGCCGCUGUCGGGUACGGCGGCAUGGGACUGUUGCACCUGGCCGUGCACUCGGGGCGGCGGGAGAUGAUCGAGGCGGUGGUGGGCUGGUCGGCAGCGCUCAGUCCCGUGUCGCAGGCCGCCGGCAGGAGCAACGCGAGCCACAACAGCCGUGCAACGGAACUAUCACCGGCCGCCGCAGCCCCAGACCUCGCUGCGGCAGGGCUGUCCGUUGCCGUCGGCGGCGCCGCGCUCCCGGCGUCGGAGUGGUGCGAGCUGUGCGCGGCGGGAGUGGGCCCAUUACAUCUGGCGGCAGCGCUGGUUAUGCCGGCGGCGACGGUGGCAGUGGGAGCCGCGCCCGGCGCCAGCGGCGGCGGCGGCAGAAGCCCUGACGCGACGGCGGCAGCCGCAGACGCCACGCCGGGACUGGAGGGCGUAGACGCGGCGGGGCUUGACACGCUGGUCUGGUUGCUCACCACCUUCCCCGAGACCCGGGCGCUGUGGGGCAUCGCACGCGACGCGUACGGCACUACGCCCGGUGCCAUUCUGUCGUACUACCUGCGCGCUCUGCCACCCGCCUCCGCCGACGCCGUGCGCCAGGCGUUGGUGCCGCUGGUGGGCCCGGAGUGGAUGUGGGCGCCGGCGUCACUGCCCGAGUUGACUGUGGCAGAGCGCGAGCUGGGGCACGGCUUGCACUCGCAGCAGCUUGAUCAGCACCAGCAGCCACCGGCGUCAGCGCACGUUGCAGCGGCCGAGCUGCAGCCGGCCUGGGCUCGUCACCUGUUCCAGCAGCCGCAGCAGCAACAGCAGCAGCCGCAGCAGCAACAGCUGCAGCAGCUGGUGAGCGGGACCGGGAAUCCAACUUGGCCGCCAGCUGUGACAGUUGCGGCGGUGGGGGAUGGCGGGGCUGCCGAGGAGGCGGAGGGCGGGCACAGAGGCGCGACCGGCGUCCACGCUGUGCCGCGGGCGAUGGCUGGGGAGGCGGCGGAGCUGGGCGCCGUGCCGGCGGUGCAGCGCCUGGCACGCAUUGCUCGGCUGCUGGCGGCGCUGGCAGCGGUCGCAGUUCUGCGGCCGCAUGCGCCGCCGGCGAACUCGCCAGGUAGCGCUGCGGCUGCGACGUCUGCAGCUCCAGCACAAGUAGGUGCCAGCAAUGCCAAUGCCGCCGCCGCAGGAGCAGGCAACGCGCGCGCGGACUCGAUUCGCGUGGCACUUGGCGCGGAGGUGCGCGCGCUGCUGCGCGAGCUGCUUCUGCAGGCGGUUGCAGACCCCGCGCCUGUGAUGCUGGUGGCAAUGGCGCUACUGGCUGUACUGGUGGUGCGCGUGUGGGACGCACUCAGCCCGCCGGGGCAGCAGUAAGGCACCUACCAUACCGCCGUCACCUCGCCUGCAUGAGUGAUGGCUCCUUGAGGCUAUAUCAUAAUACUGGCGGGGUUUGCAGUUCACCACAGAGCUCUGCGAUAUGCAAGCUCCCAUAUACAAUACAACUUCCUCCUUUGGUAUUGCAUGAGCGCACGUGCGUGUCGACCACGAAUGCAUGCUCGGAGUACCGUCAUGGGAAGCAAUGCAUGAAAUGGUGCGGCUCUUUUGCAGGCCGCCGCGAGCUUUUGACUGGAACACAAGCCAGUUCCUAGAAAGCAGCUUCAGAGGCGCCAGACCGCCUGCAAUGGAAGGAGAGAAAAACGAUAGCGAUGCAAAUAUGCAGUAAAGCCUUAGUAGAAAUAGUGAUGUUACAUGGAAGAGCGCUGCACCGCUAAAAGGACAGGAAUGCAUCGAGGACAAUGCAUGGAGGGCAUGUUACAUGGCUUUGGAGGGUGUGCAGAACAAGCACCGGAGUGGGGGGCUCAGGCCGGGGCGCAUUGAGGCUAAGUCGUAUAUUCUCAAGAACAAAUGAAGCAGGUGUACGUAAGCAAAGGACUAAUGUCAACAUGGUGCGGAGGUCGCAUUGUUGAUGGCUAUGGUUGGGCACGCCGAGUCGGCGGGGCUUUCAUGGGGGUUGGGCGGCUGUGUUGUACCCUCGCACGUGUACCGUAGCCUGCCCGUUGCUGCACUUGCAGUGCCCCGCCCGCCCUGGAACCAGGGCCGGACUGAACGUGGCGUGUCGAGGCAGCAUCAGGAGACACCCUACCGCGGGGUGGGGCUUGGACGGGCGUUGGUGUGCAAUGGCACACGCACACAGAGGUUGUGCCGGCAGGCAUGGCAUUCUUGGGCCAACGAUGAAUUGAAGGCUAUUGCUCCUCUGCAGGGCGACAGAGGACAUGACGUAGGUCAUGCGAAGCUGACAUUAAAUAAAUGAGGGUGACAUGCGACGGUGGUGGUUGGGCAUGUGCGCGCAGACCGCUAGCUGUGGACGCGCUGGGAGAACGUGUACCAGGGAAGGGGGUAAACCGGGAGAGACGAGGUAGUGGGGGCAUGACCCUGUCUCCCCAGGUUUCCGGGUAUGUUUGCACGUAUGUGCAAAUGUGGGUGUGCGUAUGGGUGUGUGUCCAGCGGCGUCUUCGAAAGCUCGCGGGGGUGUGACGACCAUCUUGCAGGGCUGGCCUUGCAUCCAGGUGCCGUGUGUCCCUGUGUGCAUGCAUGUUGAUGCUUGCAUGCGGAAGUGUGGGGCAACGGCAUCAGGGAGAAGGCAAGUAAGCUGGAUAAAGAAGGUAAAGUGCUGACGCACGGGCGCGGCAACAGAACGUAGGCGAUGGCCAGGCGUGGGCUGCAAAAGGUGGCACACAGAACCCAACAAACUUGCCCAUAAUACGUAAGGGAAGUAUAGCCACAAAGCAACAACGGCACGUGUUGCGCCAAAGAAAGCUGAGUGUGGGAUCCCUGGUUGAUUUGGGCGACAUUGCCCAGCACUGCUGAGGUUGCCCGUGCUGCUGACUCACGUGAGCAAAGGCUGUGUGGACAAGCUGGUCUUUCAGGGUAUGUAUGGUUGAGGUUUGAAAUCUGUUUCGCUGCACAUCCGCAGGUCAAGGCCUGCUAAGGAGCUUGUUUGUUGGUGAUUGUUUCUGUGCCCAACCGUAGUGGUUACGGGCGUGAUGGCAUGGAGAGAACACAUGCCCCGAGUGUGCGAUGGUGGUGCAGAUGAUAAAAGCAGUGACAGGGUGGCGAGCAAGGAGGAGACGGUGCCGUGUGGCGCGCCUCUCACGGGCACAGCCUGGGUACGCGAGUGCUGGGCCUCGACAAAGUGUGAAUAUAGCUGCCUGGCACAGGGCGUGACGGAGGUGUCUGGAUGCGGUGCGGGGCAAGAGCUCCAAGCUUGUCACGAGCUUGUAUAGGCUGGCUCAAAGAUUCUGGUUCACCUGCUCUAGGCGCAAACUCAACACAUUGCUUCGGCGUGUGGGGACGCGGCGUUGGCGAGAGCCACGGAUGGCCCUAGUACCGUGGGGGCAUGUCGCACCCGUGGAGGGCACUGUAGGCCAAGGAGUGAGCAGGCGGUGGCUGGAGAAGCGGCGGUGAUGGGCACAUGUUCUGUUUGUUUGUUUGUGGAGUUACGGACUUACGGCCAACAGGCUGGUGCAGCCUUGAUGCGUUAUGGCGGCAGCUCAGUCGCUGUCAUUUGUGAUACGGGCAAUGGGGUGCUGAGCGAUGCCGCCUCACCGCCAAUCGGUGUGACACGGCAGAAAGGAUAUUCCAGUCCUUGAUGAAGCGCCUCAUGACCUAAUUGAGCUGAUCCCCAAAGACCGUAAUUGCCGCCGAUACACAACCCUGUGACGCUGUGUGAGGUUACAGGCUGGCGGAAGCCAGGGCCCCCUGAGUGCCCCAUACACCAUGCAG
This is a messenger RNA of Chlamydomonas reinhardtii, 12462 nucleotides long. RefSeq lists its product as uncharacterized. The record is from RefSeq and is a predicted model, not a curated record. NCBI's taxonomy places the organism in Eukaryota, Viridiplantae, Chlorophyta, Chlorophyceae, Chlamydomonadales, Chlamydomonadaceae. Gene Ontology annotation, biological process: positive regulation of transcription by RNA polymerase II. Gene Ontology annotation, molecular function: transcription coactivator activity. The coding region runs from base 700 to 10053 and encodes 3117 amino acids. The transcript is spliced from 4 exons. Gene Ontology annotation, cellular component: nucleus.